AGGGGGGGAAUUAAUGCAUUAGCGGCGCUCGCUGCUGCUGCUGGCUGGAUCGGAUCCGAGACAGAGAUUAGCGCAGCGAUCGACCACCGAGGAGGGGAUUUGGGCGGAGAGAUGGGGGGAAGGAAGACAGGCGGGUAGCGCAGACCUGCGCCGGCCGCCAAGUGGGGGCCCCAGUUCCCGCUCCCCCGGGGCUACGGAGGAUGCACCCGGGGGAUACGGCCCUGCGCGCGGUUCCGCCGCCGCGCUCCCCAGCGGCCCCUGUUGCCGCGCCCGCAUCCCGCGGAGGUGCCGCGCAUCCCCCCGGGGGCCCCGCGGGAGGCUGGGCGGGUCGCCGCCGCCGGUGGCGAGCACUGGGAGGAGGACCCUCGCCCACACCGCGCCGCUCGCCACCGCCCCUCCCGCCCCCGCGGAGGCCCCGCCCCGUCGCGGCGGGUGGGGCGGGGCGGGGCGGGGCGGGGAGCGGGGCGCGCCCGUCCGCCGCGGUCGGUCCAGUCCGGGCUUUGUCUCCGCCCCCGCCGGCGGCGCCGCCCCCAGGGGCCGGGAGGCGGGCGCCGAGGGGAGGCAGGGCGGCGGCACAGCGGCGUCCCCGUCCCCGUCCCCGCCGCGCUCCGUCCAAUGCCCGGCAGCCCGGGGCGAGGAGCCACUGCGCCUUCCUGCCGCGGCACGGCGAGUGCCUGCAGCCUCGGAGUUUUCCUGAAGCAGCCGUCCCAGCGGGAGCGCGUUUGGUAGAGAGGGAGCAGGAGGAGAGCCCGAAAUGACUUACCUUCCGAGGCGCGACUGAAGGGGACUUACUGGAGUGGAACCGUAGUGGAAUUUGGGUCUGGAGAGGAGUUGCUAACGCUUUUUUUUUUUUUUUUUCUUUUUCUUUUUUUUUUUUUUUUUUUUUAACCUUCUCCCUGUUCCCUCCCCUCUUUUCGCCCAUCAUUGGAAAUGAACAAACUGCAUUUGCAAUUCAGAAAGUAGAAAUAUUAAAUAUUCCAUCCCCCGGAAAGCACACAUGUAGUAAUGACAAAGGAUUGCAAAGGAGAGAGUGGCUCCAGUUUCCCAGAGAGAUCCCCUUAAAUGGAUUACUAAAUGGGACACUACAUCAGCUAGUUCUGUCCUCUAGCUGCCUAGAUACAUGCACCGAAAAGGGUGAAGUGAAGAAGUGAAGCCUCCCAGCUGAACUACUAUGAGGUCAGAAGCCUUGCUGCUAUAUUUCACACUGCUACACUUUGCUGGGGCUGGUUUCCCAGAAGAUUCUGAGCCAAUCAGUAUUUCGCAUGGCAACUAUACAAGACAGUAUCCGGUGUUUGUGGGUCACAAACCAGGGCGGAACACCACGCAGAGGCACCGGCUGGACAUCCAGCUGGUCAUGGUCAUGAACAGGACCCUCUACGUUGCUGCUAGGGACCAUAUUUAUACCGUUGAUAUGGACACAUCACAUACAGAAGAAAUUUAUUUUAGCAAAAAAUUGACAUGGAAAUCUAGACAAGCUGAUGUAGACACAUGCAGAAUGAAGGGAAAACAUAAGGAUGAAUGUCAUAAUUUUAUUAAGGUUCUCCUAAAAAGAAAUGAGGAUACACUGUUUAUCUGUGGAACAAAUGCAUUCAACCCUUCUUGCAGGAACUACAAGAUGGAUACUCUGGAGUUCCUGGGAGAUGAAUUCAGUGGAAUGGCCAGGUGCCCCUAUGAUGCAAAGCAUGCCAAUGUUGCGUUGUUCGCAGAGGGAAAGCUGUAUUCUGCCACAGUGACCGACUUCCUUGCAAUAGAUGCAGUCAUAUACCGGAGCCUUGGAGACAGCCCAACUCUGCGGACAGUUAAACAUGACUCCAAGUGGUUGAAAGAACCAUACUUUGUCCAGGCAGUGGACUAUGGAAAUUACAUUUACUUCUUCUUCCGGGAAAUAGCAGUGGAGUACAACAGCAUGGGAAAGGUAGUUUUCCCAAGGGUGGCUCAGGUUUGCAAAAAUGACAUGGGAGGAUCUCAGAGAGUGCUGGAAAAACAGUGGACUUCCUUUCUCAAGGCUCGUUUGAACUGCUCGGUUCCUGGCGAUUCACACUUCUACUUUAACAUACUGCAGGCAGUUACAGAUGUUAUCCAUUUCAAUGGCCGGGAUGUUGUUUUAGCAACCUUCUCAACUCCAUAUAAUAGCAUCCCUGGCUCUGCAGUCUGUGCCUAUGACAUGCUUGACAUCGCCAGUGUAUUUACUGGGAGAUUCAAAGAACAAAAGUCUCCAGACUCCACAUGGACACCAGUUCCUGACGAACGAGUGCCCAAACCCAGGCCUGGUUGCUGUGCUGGCUCUACAUCAUUAGAAAAAUACGUAACCUCUAAUGAGUUCCCAGAUGAUACUCUGAACUUCAUCAAAACACAUCCACUGAUGGACGAGGCUGUACCUUCGAUUGUCAAUAGACCCUGGUUCCUGAGAACAAUGGUCAGAUACCGCCUGACCAAAAUUGCCGUGGACUCUGCUGCUGGGCCCUAUCAGAACUACACCGUGGUUUUCUUGGGAUCAGAGAAGGGAAUCAUCCUGAAGUUCUUGGCACGGACAGGAAACAGUGGUUUCCUAAAUGACAGCCUUUUCCUGGAGGAGAUGAACGUUUACAAUCCUGAAAAGUGCAGCUACGACGGCGUGGAGGACAAGAGGAUUGUGGGCAUGCAGCUUGACAAGCCCAGCAGCGCCCUGUACGUCGCCUUCUCCACCUGUGUCAUCAGGGUUCCCCUGGGACGUUGUGAGCGUCAUGGCAAAUGCAAGAAGGCCUGCAUAGCAUCCAGAGACCCCUACUGCGGAUGGGUGAAGGAGAGUGGGGUGUGCACACAGCUGGUCCUUGGCUCCAAAGUGGCAUUUGAACAGGACAUAGAACAUGGCAAUACAGAUGGCCUGGGUGACUGCCAAAAUUCCUUCGUAGCCCUGAAUGACAUUUCAACUGCUUCACCUGAUCAUGAAAUGUCUUACGACACAGUGUAUGGACACUCCAGUUCCCUAGUCCCAAGCACCACCACUUCUGACUCUCGCGCUCGACAGGGUUAUGAUGCUAGGGGACGCAUGCUGGAUUGGAAGGAUCCGCUUGGUUCAUCUGAAAAUACAGAUCCAUAUGUGGCAGUUUCAUCCCAUAAUCAUCAAGACAAGAAGGGAGUGAUCCGUGAGAGUUACCUGAAGGGUCAUGAUCAGCUGGUGCCGGUCACCCUGUUGGCCAUUGCUGUUAUUCUUGCUUUUGUCAUGGGCGCCGUCUUUUCGGGAAUCAUAGUGUACUGCAUCUGUGACCAUCGCCGCAGAGAUGUGGCUGUUGUGCAGAGGAAGGAGAAGGAGCUGACCCACUCCCGCCGUGGAUCCAUGAGCAGCGUCACCAAGCUCAGUGGCCUCUUUGGGGAUGCUCAGUCCAAGGAGCCAAAGCCCGAAGCUAUCCUCACACCCCUGAUGCACAACGGCAAGCUGGCUACUCCUGGCAGCACUGCCAAGAUGCUAAUCAAAGCUGACCAGCACCAUCUGGACCUGGCUGCGCUGCCAACGCCUGAGUCCACCCCAACCCUGCAACAGAAGAGAAAACCCAGCCGUGGCAGCAGGGAAUGGGAAAGAAACCAGAACCUCAUCAAUGCCUGCACAAAAGAUAUCCCCCCGAUGGCCUCGCCCGUGAUACCUACAGACCUGCCGCUCAGGGCUUCUCCUAGCCACAUUCCCAGUGUUGUAGUCCUGCCCAUAGCCCAGCAAGGCUACCAGCAUGAGUACGUUGACCAGCCAAAAAUGAGCGAUGGGGCUCAGAUGUCUGUGGAGGACCAGAAUGCCACCCUUGAGUACAAAACUAUCAAGGACCAUCUCAGCAGCAAAAGCCCCAGCCACGGGGUUAACCUGGUGGAAAAUCUCGACAGCAUGCCACCAAAAGUACCCCAGCGGGAAGCUUCCCUUGGCCCCCCGAGUGCCUCGCUGUCGCAGAGUGGCCUGAGCAAGCGGCUGGAGGUGCACCCUUCUGCUUACAGUGUGGACUACAAGAGAAGCUAUCCUACAAACUCGCUCACGAGAAGUCACCAGACGUCAACCCUCAAAAGAAACAACACUAACUCCUCCAACUCAUCCCACCUCUCCCGCAAUCAGAGCUUCGGCCGGAGCGACAACCCGCCGCCGGCCCCGCAGCGAGUGGACUCCAUACAGGUCCACGCUGCGCAGGCACAGGCUGUGACUGUAUCUCGGCAGCCGAGUCUGACCGCCUACAACUCACUGACAAGGUCAGGGUUGAAACGCACGCCCUCGCUAAAGCCAGAUGUACCUCCCAAACCUUCAUUUGCUCCACUCUCCACAUCCAUGAAGCCCAACGAUGCGUGUACAUAAUCAGAGUGGGGUGGGGGGGGAGGACGGCAAUUAAGAAGAGGUUGCCCUUGAAAGCCAGGGUUCUGCAACUGUUAUCACUCGCUCCUCUGAGAAGAUGGUUGUUGCAAGCUGAAGAUGUGUUGGAUUUCUGCUCUCUGGGAAAAGUGGAAUAUUUUUUUAAACCCGAGCCAUAUGACCCAUGGUUGAAGGUUUGCAAUUGCAGGACUCGCCCCCACAACCCGCCAGUUCUUUGCUCAAAAGACUAGCCCUCCAUCACAAACAUUGAGCCAAAAGCACACAGGUGAAAGAUGACUGUGACAUUUCACCCCCUGCCCCCAACUGCACAGCGCAUUCCUGAACUGUGAAAGGGUGCUCUGAAAAGCAAAACAAAUAAUUACAAAAACAAAUUAAAAAAAAAAUAAAAAGAAAAAAAAGAAUCCAUUGAUAAAGCUAACUCUGACUUAACAAUGGCAGAAGUUUACUGCGUGCAGGUACUGUGAAAUGAUGCCCAUCAGUGUUACAGUCAUUUGGUUACAGCAGUUGAAUGCCAUGUGGGGCAAACUGUCAUAGAUUUCUGCUACCCUUCUCUUUUAAUGAAUAACAUGUGACUGUUAACGCAAGUAACUCCUCUUAUUUAUUGUUCAACUUCUGUUUUUCCUAAGGAAAUGACUUCUGCAUAUCAUCCUGUGAGCAGCUCUUCAGAGAAGUACCUUGAAGGUUGUACCUAUUUAACAUGAAACCCAUUAACUGGAGUAAUUAAAACUCUUUUAUUUUUCCAAUAAAUUCACUGAGUUAGAUAAGUUGGAGCUGGAAUUCUGAACUUUGUGCCUGGACAGCCCGAUUAGCUGAAAAAAAAGGGGAUAUCUAUUUAAGUCUCUCAGCUAAUUAGCUGGCUGGGCCUCUGACCUAAGACAGCGACAAACAAAUACCGCAAGUUCAUAACUUCUAAAGCAACUGCAAGAGAAACUCUUAAAAGCCGCACAUUUGUGCACCAUUGCUAUCAACAUGGCUUUGUCAGUAGCUAAUACUUUCUGUGAAGGCACCAGCUUGUGAUGUGCCAUCUCAUUUCACCUUGCAUGUGAGACGGCAAACAAAAUCCUCAAACAGUGUGAACUAGUUAAUAUGCCGGCUGUUACCAUGCAUAAAUUAUGGUCUUAUCACACGGGUUUUUCGUGGGAAUAUAUCUGUGAAUAGCCUGUUUUCUUCCACAUGUAAAUUUGUGCCUUACACCCUCAGUUGUGUAUACUUGUGAGCUGUAGUAUGUAAAACCUUUUUCUUUUUCCCCUUUGAGUAAUGCAAAUAUUUAUUGAUCCUUCCUCCUCCAAGCCCCUUCAAGAACUGGAGUAAAGACAUUGAAAGAAGAACAUGGUGGUUACUGUCAUAACCCCAUGUCCCUCAAGAAAUUAGGCUAGCACCAUACCCUCCACUUCAAUUUGACUUUCUAGCUGUGCCAAGUCCUCUCUCAAAACCACCCACAAGCGGCGAUGCUCCCAAAACACCAUGCUGGGCGUUCUGUCUUUCCCCCACCUCCGGCUCUCCCUGUACCACACAUCAGCACAGGGAUCAUUCUCACUGGGCAGCAGGGAAGUGACCAACACCCUUGUCCACGGGGCUGGUGUGUCCCCCGGCCGGGGACAAGCACCGGUGAGAGGGGCCAAGCCCUGCAGAAAAGCCCAGUCACACAUCCUGCAGCGUGCAGGGCACAUGGAGCUAGGACAGGCAGGCGGGCUCCUGCUGUAGCUACCUGCUGCUCCAGAAGGAUGCUGCAUAUACUUCUUUGGGGAAAAAUGUUGGGUUGUUUUUUUUUUUUUUUUUUUUCUUUGUUUCUUUUGUGUGACUGUGCAUGUAGCUAGUGUGGGAGUGUGCGCGCACACAGGUGUGUGCGUGUGUGUGUGUGCGCGCAGGUGUGUAAGUUCCUUUCCAGUCUUUUAGUUUAUGCAAAAAUGUAGAUGUGUUUUUAAUCUGUUACAAUAACUGUGUCAACAUACUGUAGAAAAAUGAUGGGGAUCGCUUCUAAGCUUUUUAUAUAUAUAUAUAUAUAUAUAUCUACUGAACAGUAUGUUUGAGUAAGGUGGUUGUUUCUGUUUCAAUUUGUUUUUUAAAAUUUUAUACUUCCAUUUGUUUUUCAGGGUUUUGGUUUUGUUUCUGAACGAUUGAAAAGACAGAUUUUAAGUCCAUUAGCUUAUAGAUGGUAUAUAUAAAGUCUGGAUGGUCUAGACCAAAGUGUGUAACAAGGGUGCUUGCAUGUUCUUUCAUUUCAUCAUGGCUUUUAUGAAACAGUUUUGUUCACCCUUAGUGAACUAUGCAGACUGGAGUAGAUAGAUCUGUAUCCAAAGCGAUGUUGUUGUUUUAAUAAAAACAAACAGAAAACCAUUUGAAAACAGUAGGUAGCAAGGUCAUUUUUUAAAAAAAAAGAACCAACUCGCAACCUUUUUACCAAGCUCCAAACCCCUGGAGCACCAAAUGUGCAGGUCCCCUUGAUAUUACCCUGCAAAGCAUUCUCCCAAAACGUAGAGAUGAAUAAUCAUGUUAACAGCUUGUGCAGCGAUCUGCCUUCACGAUGUACACCACACCAGUUACCAAGUUGACCUUGAAACGUGCAUUUUGUACUCGGUGGGUCUUCUGUUUUUGUCCUUUCCCACCCCCGGUUCCCUUCCACCCUCUGUUUCGAGGGAUUCAUGAACCUAUGUGUGCCUUUGCUUUCCACCCUUGCUAUACACUGGUAGAUGCAACAAAUUCAGACUCUCAUUUGUUGUAAAAUUGUAAAGUAUUGUGAUGUCACCAGUUUCCCUUCAUUUCCACAUCCCCCUAACAUCUGAUUCACAACUUAAUGUAUGUUGUAAAAAAAAAAAAAAAAAAAAAAGCAAGAAAGAAGAAGAAAGAAGGAGGAGAAAAGGGGAAAUAAAAGCUCUUGAUUACAUAUGGUAAUAAAACCAGACUGUUCUACCUUA
Messenger RNA from Tyto alba (common barn owl), 7236 nucleotides. It is a transcript of the gene SEMA6A, whose product is annotated as semaphorin 6A. Bases 1172 to 4306 code for a protein of 1044 amino acids. Gene Ontology annotation, molecular function: semaphorin receptor binding; chemorepellent activity. Gene Ontology annotation, biological process: axon guidance; negative regulation of axon extension involved in axon guidance; semaphorin-plexin signaling pathway. The record is from RefSeq and is a predicted model, not a curated record. The transcript has 20 exons. Lineage: Eukaryota; Metazoa; Chordata; Aves; Strigiformes; Tytonidae.